ACUCAUAUUAUAAAGCCAAGAAGAAACUCAAGAGCAAAAACAGAGUGAAAAUGGGCAUAGAAACUCAAGUUGAAGAGAAGCCAAGAAAGGGUGGUCUUAGAACUAUGCCUUUCAUCAUUGUGAAUGAAGCAUUUGAAAGGGUAGCAAGUUAUGGUUUACAAUUUAACAUGCUAAUAUACUUGAUGACAUAUUAUAACAUGAGUGCUGCUACUGGUACUACCAUUCUUGGACUAUGGGGUGCACUUUCAAGUGGAUUGGCUCUUGUUGGGGCAAUUAUUGCUGAUUCUUACUGGGGUCGAUUUAGAGCUGUUGCCUUUGGAUCCAUCUCCACUCUUAUUGGAAUGAUCAUUCUAUGGCUCACAGCAAUGAUUCCACAACUCAAGAAUUUACCCUGCUCUCAUUUCCAACAUGUUUGUAAUGGACCAACACUACUACAACUUGCUGUUCUGUUUUCAUCUUUUGGAUUUAUGUCCGUCGGAGCUGGUUUUGUUAGACCUUGUUCUAUAAUAUUUGGUGCUGAUCAAUUGGAAAAUCGAAAGAACAAGAGGAUUCUUGAAAGCUAUUUCAAUUGGUACUAUGCUAGCACAGGGAUUUCAACUAUUCUUGCAGUUACCCUUAUUGUUUAUAUUCAAGAUAGUUAUGGUUGGAAAGUUGGCUUUGGUGUCCCUGCUAUCCUCAUGUUUUUGUCUGUCUUAAUGUUCCAAAUCGGCUCUCCUCUUUAUAUCAAAGUGAAAGCUAAAACUAAACAAAACUUGGUCAUAGGAUUGUUCCAAACAGUUGUAGCAGCUUUUAGGAAAAGAAAUACCCGUCGUCUUUCAUUGACUGAUUGUGAUGAAUACUAUCGUUGGCCACUUGAAUCAGAGGUCUUCACUCCAUCAAAGGACUUAAGGUUCUUAAAUAGAGCUUGUAUCAUUGAAGAUCCUGAAAGAGAUUUGAAUUAUGAUGGAUCAACUUCAAAUCCAUGGAAUCUUUGUAGUGUGGAACGAGUUGAAUCACUCAAGGCUAUUAUUAGAGUACUUCCUAUGUGGUCCACUGGUUUUAUUAUCUUUGUGGACAUGAAUGUAUUCGCAUUUUCCUUACUUCAAACAAAAACCAUGGAUAGACACAUCUUCCUUGAUCACUUUGAAAUACCAGCAGCAUCAUUCAGUGUGUUCUUGAUUAUUGCUUUAACAAUCUGGAUUGCUUUCUACGACCGUGUUUUGGUCCCUUUGCUGUCAAAAUAUACUGGACAGCCUAGAGGGCUAAGUCCUGUCACCAGAAUGGGGAUUGGUUUAAUAGCCUCCUGUAUGUCUAUAGCAUUGUCAGCAAUAACAGAAAGCAUAAGACGACAAAGGGCAAUAGAGGAAGGACAUGAGGACGACCCAAAUGCUUUAGUGAGCAUGUCUGCUAUGUGGUUCGUGCCACAGUAUGCACUACUCGGAGUGGCUGAGGCUGCCCAUGCAGUUGGACAGAUUGAGUUCUUGUAUGCUCUAUUACCGAAAAGCAUGUCCAGCAUCGCGUCAGCUAUGUACACUGUUGGGACUGCUGUGUCGAGUUUGAUUGGAAGUAUUCUGGUGAGUGGUGUGGAUUGGCUUUCAUCAACCGGAGGUAAAACAAGCUGGCUUUCGAGCAACAUUAAUAGGGGUCAUCUGGAUUAUUAUUUCUGGCUACUUACAUUUUUGAACUUGCUAAACUUCUUAUAUUUUCUGGUCAUCUGCUGGUUAUAUGAACCUGGCAAUAAUGGGAGCAGUAGGUCACCUCAUGUGGCAGAAGAUAAAGAAUGUGAUUAUAGGCUCUUACCUGAAUCUUGAUGAUAUGUUGUACUGCAUUUUGAGUGAUGCAAUUAUUACUAAU
Solanum stenotomum is the source of this 1833-nucleotide messenger RNA. RefSeq names its product protein NRT1/ PTR FAMILY 1.2-like. NCBI's taxonomy places the organism in Eukaryota, Viridiplantae, Streptophyta, Magnoliopsida, Solanales, Solanaceae. The transcript has 4 exons. Bases 51 to 1790 code for a protein of 579 amino acids. Gene Ontology annotation, cellular component: plasma membrane. Gene Ontology annotation, biological process: transmembrane transport. The record is from RefSeq and is a predicted model, not a curated record. Gene Ontology annotation, molecular function: transmembrane transporter activity.